GAAGAAUGUUUGUUCGAUCAAUUGUUGUAUUCGAUGACCUUCCGACUCUUUCCUACAACAUCUCGGAGUACUUGGUUUCUCGUCGUGUUGUGCUUGUCAAUAGCACUUGUCGUUGGUUCGGGAAGAACUAUCGCCUAACAACUUCUUCAAUACUUAGUUCCGUUUUGAGUUUUCUGUUACCUUCUUGUACCUUAGUUGCGACAACUUGCCCUUUAAGACCCAUUAGACCCCUGAAUCCAGAAAGUCCUAUUCUUUUACUAGAAAAAUUUAGAUAUAGGCCAAACUUUGCUAUCUAUAAUCAUAGAGGAACAGUAAUGUAUAUGAAUCGUUAUGCCGACGCACAAUAAUCCACAUAAGACGGAAAAGAAGAAAAAAGCAGACCAACUUUUAGGCUUUUGUAAAGGCUAUACCGUCUCCAAGUAGCUCUCUUCCGUUUUACAAAGGUACAACCGUCGCAAUUCUCAAAAACCUGACUUCCAUUUUUAAGAGUCUUCAAUUGUUGCGUAAGUUAUUCGCUUUGAUCUCUUCCUGUCCCAAAGAAUCUGGGUUACGCAAGUGCUUAAAGAAGCCACAAGUGCGACAACGACGACAAAGAAAACAACUCCCCAACCCAGGCGCAACUUUAAAGUUCGUUCAGCGUCAAGAACGUCAAACUCAAUGUCGUAGGAUAUCAAAGGGUCUUCAACAAGAAUAGUUUCGUUGGUGUUUGGGUCUUGUUGGAAGAACCUCGAGGUGUUGUAAGUUUCCCCAUAAAAAACUGCGACACACCAAACGGAGGACUGACGAUAUUGCUGGUUAUAUAACUAAAGAAAUAUUCAGUUGAGAAUGAUGGAGAAUAUACAACGCACCGUAUAUGUUAUAGGACCAUGAUUACCGUUUAUAAAGACAUCGAACAUACU
Messenger RNA from Galdieria sulphuraria, 899 nucleotides. RefSeq lists its product as uncharacterized. The record is from RefSeq and is a predicted model, not a curated record. The transcript has 3 exons. Lineage: Eukaryota; Rhodophyta; Bangiophyceae; Galdieriales; Galdieriaceae. Bases 6 to 347 code for a protein of 113 amino acids.